GAUGAUAAAGAUUAUGCUUUGAAACAAAUAGAAGGAACUGGGAUCUCUAUGUCGGCAUGUAGAGAAAUAGCAUUACUUCGAGAGCUUAAGCAUCCAAAUGUCAUCUCUCUUCAAAAAGUGUUUCUUUCUCAUGCUGACCGGAAAGUGUGGCUUCUAUUUGACUAUGCUGAACAUGACCUCUGGCAUAUAAUCAAGUUUCACAGAGCCUCUAAAGCAAACAAGAAGCCAGUUCAGUUGCCUCGGGGAAUGGUGAAGUCACUAUUGUAUCAGAUCCUAGAUGGAAUUCACUACCUGCAUGCUAACUGGGUGUUGCACAGGGAUUUGAAACCUGCUAAUAUUUUAGUUAUGGGUGAAGGUCCUGAGCGAGGAAGAGUAAAAAUUGCUGAUAUGGGCUUUGCUCGAUUAUUUAAUUCACCUUUGAAGCCUUUAGCAGACUUGGAUCCAGUGGUUGUAACAUUCUGGUACCGAGCCCCAGAACUGCUUCUUGGAGCAAGACAUUAUACCAAAGCAAUUGAUAUUUGGGCUAUAGGGUGUAUAUUUGCAGAACUACUAACGUCAGAACCAAUAUUUCACUGUCGACAAGAGGACAUCAAAACUAGUAAUCCUUAUCACCAUGACCAGCUGGACAGAAUAUUCAAUGUAAUGGGAUUUCCUGCAGAUAAAGAUUGGGAAGAUAUAAAAAAGAUGCCUGAACAUUCAACAUUAAUGAAAGAUUUCAGAAGAAAUACGUAUACCAACUGCAGCCUUAUCAAGUAUAUGGAAAAACAUAAAGUUAAACCAGAUAGUAAAGCAUUCCACUUGCUUCAGAAAUUGCUUACUAUGGACCCAAUAAAGCGAAUUACCUCAGAACAGGCUAUGCAGGAUCCCUACUUCUUAGAAGACCCACUUCCUACAUCAGACGUUUUUGCCGGUUGUCAAAUCCCUUACCCAAAAAGAGAAUUUUUAACAGAGGAAGAACCAGAUGACAAAGGAGACAAAAACCAGCAGCAGCAGCAGGGCAAUAACCACACUAAUGGAACGGGCCACCCAGGGAACCAAGACAGCAGCCACACACAGGGACCCCCAUUGAAAAAAGUGAGAGUUGUUCCUCCUACCACUACCUCAGGUGGACUAAUCAUGACCUCAGACUAUCAGCGUUCCAAUCCACAUGCUGCCUAUCCUAACCCUGGACCAAGCACAUCACAGCCCCAGAGCAGCAUGGGAUAUUCAGCUACCUCCCAGCAGCCUCCACAGUACUCACAUCAGACACAUCGGUACUGAGCUGCCUCAGAACCUUGUCAAUGCACUGUUGCUAAUGCUGCAGGGCUGACUGUGCAGCUCUCCGAGGGAACCUGGUAUGGGCCAUGAGAAUGUACUGUACAACCACAUCUUCAAAAUGUCCAGUAGCCAAGUUCCACCACUUUUCACAGAUUGGGAUAGUGGCUUCCAAGUUGUACCUAUUUUGGAGUUAGACUUGAAAAGAAAGUGCUAGCACAGUUUGUGUUGUGGAUUUGCUACUUCCAUAGUUUACUUGACAUGGUUCAGACUGACCAAUGCAUUUUUUCAGUGACAGUCUGUAGCAGUUGAAGCUGUGAAAUGUGCUAGGGGCAAGCAUUUGUUGUUGUAUGUGGUGACUUCUUUCAGUGUAACAACAUUAUCUGACCAAUAAUACACAGACACAAAGUUUAACUGGUACUUGAAACAUACAGUUUAUGUUAACUCAACAAAAUAACGAAGACUCAAAAUGAGAUUAUUUUGGUACACCUUUCUUUUUAGUGUCUUAUCAAUGGGUUGAUUCAUUUUCUACUUUUAAUCAGUGUUUAUUGACAAGAAUUUUGCUUGGAUUUUUUUUUUUUUUUAGUACAAAAAGCCACAUAGGUUUUCCAGAAAGGUUUCAAUACUCCCAAAGAUUAAUUUCCAACUUUUAAGUUUGUUUUAUAUUUUCAAUCUAUGACUUGACUGGUAUUAAAGCUGCUAUUUGAUAGUAAUUAAAAAUGUUGUCAUUGAUAUAAACCUGUUUGGUUCAGCAAACAAACUAAAAUGAUUGUCAUAGACAGUGUUUUAUUUUUUCCUGUUGGUGUUGCUGAUUUGUGAGCAUGCUUUAAAAUGAGAAAAGCAUGAAUGGUGACUUCCUUCAAAAAGGUGCGGCAUCCAGUUCAGAUACUUUGUCCUGAUUUUAAAGCUGGUUGGUGUAGUGCUAUUAAAAUUUUGUUCAGUUAAUUUUCUUUUUAAAAACUUGUUCGCACGUUGUUUAGGAUGCCCUUACUUCAGCAAAGGAGGAGGAAUGGGAGAGCCUUAGAAUUUUUGAGGAAAAAAAAAACCUAUAACAUACAAUGUACUGUAUCAAACUAUUUUACAUGAAUGACACAAGUAUUCUGAAUAAAAAAAUAAUUGAACAUUGUUAAAAACAAGGUGUUAUGUAAUAAAUUUAUUUUUCAUAAA
Molecule: messenger RNA, 2421 nt
Organism: Dipodomys ordii (Ord's kangaroo rat)
Lineage: Eukaryota; Metazoa; Chordata; Mammalia; Rodentia; Heteromyidae
Gene: Cdk8
Product: cyclin-dependent kinase 8
Exons: 12
Coding region: 49-1260 (403 amino acids)
Biological process (GO): protein phosphorylation
Cellular component (GO): mediator complex; nucleus
Molecular function (GO): RNA polymerase II CTD heptapeptide repeat kinase activity; cyclin-dependent protein serine/threonine kinase activity; ATP binding
Source: RefSeq, a predicted model, not a curated record